AUGCUGGCUGCGGCGCCGCGGCUCAUCCGGCGGCUGGCGGGGCGCGCCGAUGGACGGUCCGUGGCGUGCAAAGGGGGCAAGGCGGAGGUGCACAUAUACCCUGCAGACCAGUACAAGCCCAGCAAUCCAUGGUGGGCCAAGCGCAUCGCCGAGACAGAACCGUCGGAGUUGACAGAGGCGCCUGAGCCGCCCCAGCUGGCCGCCUUCAGGGCCGCCACCGCCGGCGGCGCCGCGUGCGCCCCCGGCAGCGCGGGGGCCGCCGAGCUCUUCACCCUGGACCCCGGAUGGGCCUACCUGAACCACGGCUCCUAUGGGGCCACCUUCAAGCUUGCCAUGGAGGCCCAGGGCUGGUACCGCGACAGGAUGGAGGAGCAGCCCGUUAUGUUUAUGGAGGGCACAGCCCUGGAUGGCGUGGCGCGCGCGGCGGCCCUCCUGGCCCCUUUUGUGGGCGCCGACUGGCGCGACGUGGUGCCCAUUGUCAACGCCACGAGCGGGGUCAACGCAGUGGUAAACUCGCUGCAGCUGCAGCGGGGCGACCUGCUGCUGAUGGCCAACACGACGUACCCCGCUGUCCGCAGCACUCUCGCGCGCGCAGCCGGCCGCGCGGGGGCGUCCCUGGUUGAUAUCUCAUUCACAAUGGACGCCCUAUUGGAUGAGGACGCGAUCGUGGCCGCCUACGCAGCCGCAGCCGCAGCCGCCAGGAAAGCUGGCGGGAAGGUGCGGCUGGCGAUGAUCGACCACUGCGUCAGCUUCCCGCCGGUGGUCAUGCCGGUCGCGCGCAUCUGCGACGCGCUGAGGGCGGAGGGCGUCCCCGUAAUGGUGGACGGCGCGCACGCCCUGGGGGCCUUUGCCAGGCUGGACGUGCCGUCGCUGGGCUGCGAUUACUACGUCAGCAAUGCACACAAGUGGCUCUGCAGCCCCAAGGGCUGCGCGUUCCUGUGGGCUGCUCGCGCCCGCCAGCCGUCCCUCGCGCCCCUGGCCACGUCUCAUGGCUACGGCCUCGGCUUCAGGGCCGAAUUUCUGUGGGCGGGCACCGCCGACCCGACGGCGUGGCUGUGCGUGCCGGCGUGCCUGGCUGCGCUGGAGCGGCUCGGAGGCCUGGAGGCGGUUGCAGCGCACAACCAUGACCUGGACGGUGUCGGCGGGACGGGGGCCGCCAGCGGCGCCGCCGGCGAGGCGGCGGCGGCGGCGGCGCGCGGCGAGCUGCCGCGGACGCCGGAGGGCGCGCUGCUGCUUCAGCGGCACUUGCGGGCGCGGUGGCGGAUCGAGGUGCCGGUCGCCUGCGUGGGCGGCCGCUUGUACUGCCGCAUAUCAGCUCAGGUGUACAACCGCAUCGAUCAGUACGAGCACCUGGCGGAAGCCGUCCAGCAGCUGCGCGGGGACGUCCGCGGGGCGGCCUGGAGCGGCCGCGGCGGCGGCGCGUGA
Molecule: messenger RNA, 1425 nt
Organism: Monoraphidium neglectum
Lineage: Eukaryota; Viridiplantae; Chlorophyta; Chlorophyceae; Sphaeropleales; Selenastraceae
Product: isopenicillin-N epimerase
Exons: 11
Coding region: 1-1425 (474 amino acids)
Source: RefSeq, a predicted model, not a curated record